This is a messenger RNA of Lepisosteus oculatus (spotted gar), 2862 nucleotides long. Its product is annotated as UDP-GlcNAc:betaGal beta-1,3-N-acetylglucosaminyltransferase 7-like. Gene Ontology annotation, cellular component: Golgi membrane. Gene Ontology annotation, molecular function: UDP-glycosyltransferase activity; hexosyltransferase activity. The record is from RefSeq and is a predicted model, not a curated record. NCBI's taxonomy places the organism in Eukaryota, Metazoa, Chordata, Actinopteri, Semionotiformes, Lepisosteidae.
GUGGAGUCUGUCUGUAGGGAGUCUCUGUUGUGACUUUCCACUCUAAAUAACUCACCUGCUUUCUUCUUUUCUGCAGAAAUGUCUCUCAGUAGGAUUAGGCGGAAGAUUAGUAACAAAUUCCAAAGAAUCAUUUUAGUGGUCAUCCUUCUGGUAAUAGGUGUCAUUGUGCAGGUAGCAGUGCUGAGGUACCAGAACUCUGAUCCUGACAAGAAUUACCAGGACAUACAGAAAGACAGUAAGAGUAAGAGUAUGGCUUUCCCAGGACUUGGUUCCUUCUGGAUGGAGUAUGAGAAUAGAUCAUUCAUUGACAACAGCUUGGUCCAAGGAUGGGAUGUUACAAAUGCCAACUGCUCUGCCAACUCCAGCAUGGUCAGCAUGCCGUGGUUUGCUGGAGUGGGGGAACGUAUCCAGCGGUUCCUGUUGUACCGGCACUGUAGGUACUUCCCAAUGAUCUUUAACCAUCCAGAGAAAUGCGGAGAAGACAUCUAUCUCCUGAUGGUGGUCAAGUCCGUGAUCACACAGUACAAGCGCAGGGAGGCCAUCCGCAGGACCUGGGGACAGGAGAAGGAGAUCAGGGGCAAGAAGAUCAGACUCCUGUUCCUGCUGGGGACAGACUCCAAAGGAGAAGAGCAGGCUCACCACCAGAAGCUCCUGGAAUACGAGGACAGGGUGUUUGGAGACAUCCUCCAGUGGGACUUUGAAGACAGUUUCUACAACCUCACCCUCAAGGAGGUUGGCUUCCUAAAGUGGUUUUCCAUCUAUUGUCAAAGCGUGCCGUACAUCUUCAAGGGAGACGAUGAUGUCUUUGUAAACACUGUCAAUGUAGUAGAAUUUCUGGAAAGUAACAAGAACACAACAGACUUGAUCACUGGGGAUGUCCUUACAACCUCUGCUCCAAACAGAGACAGGAAUAGCAAAUACUUCAUCCCAGAAGUGAUGUUCAGUGAGACUUUUUACCCUCCAUAUGUAGGAGGAGGAGGGUUCCUCAUGGGAGGCCCCUUGGCUAUGAGGAUGUACGGUGCUUCAAAUGAGCUGGAAAUCUUCCCUAUUGAUGAUGCGUUUAUAGGCAUGUGUCUCAAAGUGCUCCAGGUCAGCCCCAAGGAGCACAGUGGCAUUAAGACACUGGGCAUCAAAGUUAAAAGCAGAGAAAAUGGGAUGAGUAAAAACCCCUGUUGGUACCGUGACUUGCUGCUGGUCCAUAAGUUGGCUCCUGAUGAGCUGAUUCAAAUGUGGGAACAGUUGAACAGCAACCUCACCUGCACACAGACAAAGUAUAUAGAAUAGAGAGGUCUGAAGGUAGGGUGAGAUAAGGUACAGACUAAUCCAGUUGUGCAUAGUAAAUGUAUGUAAAAAAUGUAUAAUCUGAAAUAAUAACCUUCCCACAGGUCAAUAAGAUCAGAUAAAAAUCUAUGUACAGUGCUUUGCUUAUGUACAAAAUGUAAGAGAUGUUUUGCUAUUCAUAUGGUUGUAGUGUGGUUGGUGUAAAUAUCAGGGUUCUUUGUUUUCUGUAGGAGAAGAGUAAAAUGAAUAUGAAUGUGUAUAUAUGUUGCAGUAUGUAGGAUUUAAUUGUACUGCUUGUAUGGUUUAAGUUUCUGUUUAAGUUUAAGUUUAAGUUUAGGUUUCUAUGGGAUAAGUUUCUGUGUGGUAACACGUACAUAAUUUGAUGCCAGAUCAAUGUCUGAGAAAUCACUAUGUCAUCUUAUAGUAUAAUAUAAUGCUUAAAUGACCUGUUUUAAAAAAAUCCAACUUUAUCCUGUGAGACCUCAAAACAUUUUGUCACAUGUUUGCAGUAUCAGAUAGGUAGUUUGAUUCAAACACAUGCAGGAAUAUUUUUCCAGUUCCAUUCAAGCUCCUUUGUGGAUGAACUGGGAUAUUGUUGUCCCAUUGACAUUUUUUGUGCCAUCUGAGCCAUUGAACUCUUUCAAAGUUGGCAUUGGCCUUAAUGGUGUCAUCACUAAGCAGUAUUCACCAUGCCCUGCUGCUUAGUUUGGACUGACAAUUAAAUCUAGGCAUUAUUUGGUUAGCAAUAUAUUCUGUUCCUUCCAGUUCUUUAUGAUCAACCUCACCAUGUUUAAAGGGAUGUUCAGUCAUCUGAACACAUAUACAACAUUAUCAGAGUUCUGAAAGCUUGUUGGCUUUUCUUCAAAUACUCUACUGGACUGAAGGAUCAUGCAGGAAUAGGUAUAUUUAUAAUGAGAUCAUGUGAGACGCUAUCAUUGCAAAGGUUCCUUGUGUGGGUUGUUAAGAUAAUUUUGUACACCUCAAUUAAUUUAGGUUUGCCACAGCAUAAGGCUUAUGCAAUCAAGACUUUUCAAUUUUUAUUUUUAAUUAUCUAUUGACUUUCUUCUUUCAUAUUUCUUCUGCGAUAGACUGGGGUCCAUUAAUAUAUUAAUUAACAAAUAUUAAUUGCUUAAUCAAAGCAUCACGAUUUCAAGUUUUUAACCAGCACAAUGUGAGAAUUGUACAAAAACCAGAGUACUUUUGGAAGGCACUUAAAUUUUAUAUUCAGAUAUAACAUUUAUUCAUGCAUUUUUCAACUCCUUUCAGUUCAGGGUUAAAGGGGAGCCAGAGCUAUCCCAGAAAGAAACAUGUAUAAGGCAGGACACAUCCUGGACAAGGCACAGUCCAUCACAGGGCACACAACACACACUCAUACCAGGGAAAAUAUUCCCAGAAGCCAAUUAGCCUACCAUAUGUCUUACUGUAUGUCAUAUGUCAAACUGGCGCCCCUGGGGAAAACCCACAUAAAGAUGAGGAUAACAGAUAGACUACACAGAUAGUAGCCCAGGUCUGGAAUUGAACCCAGGACUCUAGCACCACAAAGCAAUCGUGCUAGCUACUGUGCCACCCUCACAUAUAACA